AUGGACCAAUUGUCGGACACUAUUGAAUUUAAUAAAAAUCUUGCACUUGUGAGAAAUCAGAUGCUUGGAUACACCGCCAGGCUAAAUGAGCUGAAGACCGAGUCUAGACCACCUCUUCCAACCUAUAAACCUGGUCCAAAUUGAACCAGUGAAUUCAUAGGAAUCCAUGCCUCCUACUCGUAUGACUAUUUUCCAAAGAAACGCGGGAGAAAACCAAAAGAGGUGGAUUUGGCAGAAAAUUUGAAUAAAAACGGUGAAAUCACCUUCACUUGCAAAAGUUGUAAGCGUGUUCUAGAGAUUAAGAAGAAGUAUGCAAAGGAGCAGUGCCAGACUUGCUAUAAAAAGAACAAGAAAAACGACCAAGAUCAAAAGUUUGUAUAUUCUUAA
Molecule: messenger RNA, 387 nt
Organism: Blepharisma stoltei
Lineage: Eukaryota; Ciliophora; Heterotrichea; Heterotrichida; Blepharismidae
Source: the annotation of a GenBank genome assembly